Messenger RNA from Myotis brandtii (Brandt's bat), 3140 nucleotides. It is a transcript of the gene MAN2B1, whose product is annotated as mannosidase, alpha, class 2B, member 1. The transcript has 23 exons. Gene Ontology annotation, molecular function: alpha-mannosidase activity; carbohydrate binding. The record is from RefSeq and is a predicted model, not a curated record. Gene Ontology annotation, biological process: mannose metabolic process. Lineage: Eukaryota; Metazoa; Chordata; Mammalia; Chiroptera; Vespertilionidae. Gene Ontology annotation, cellular component: lysosome. The annotation marks the transcript as partial.
UGGACGAGCUCGCGUGCACUGUGCCCACCGCUCCCACCUCUUUCCUUCCUUUUUUUGCUUUUGGCUGCGCCCAGCGUUCGGGCCGCGGGAUACGAGACAUGCCCCACGGUGAAGCCGAACAUGCUCAAUGUGCACCUGCUGGCCCACACACACGAUGACGUGGGCUGGCUCAAGACCGUGGACCAGUACUUUUAUGGCAUCCACAAUAGAAUCCAACACGCAGGUGUUCAGUACAUCCUAGACUCUGUCAUCUCUUCCCUGCUGGCGGAGCCCACCCGUCGCUUCGUCUACGUGGAGAUGGCCUUCUUCUCCCGUUGGUGGCAUCAACAGACAAAUGCAACACAGGAUGUUGUGCGGGACCUGGUGCGCCAGGGGCGCCUGGAGUUUGCCAACGGUGGCUGGGUGAUGAAUGACGAGGCGGCCACCCACUACGGAGCCAUCAUAGACCAGAUGACACUAGGGCUCCGCUUCCUUGAGGACACGUUUGGCAACGACGGGCGCCCCCGUGUGGCCUGGCACAUCGACCCCUUUGGCCAUUCUCGGGAGCAGGCCUCACUGUUUGCGCAGAUGGGCUUUGACGGCUUCUUCUUCGGGCGCCUGGAUUACCAAGAUAAAUCGGUGCGGAAGAUGAAGCUUGAGAUGGAGCAGGUCUGGCGGGGCAGUGCCAGCCUGAAGCCCCCCACCGCUGACCUCUUCACCAGUGUGCUCCCCAACAAUUACAACCCACCGGAGAACCUGUGCUGGGACGUCGUGUGUGCUGACAAACCCAUCGUGGAUGACCGCCGCAGCCCUGAGUACAACGCCGAAGAACUGGUCGAUUACUUCCUAAAGUUAGCCAAAGACCAGGGCCAGUUCUACCGCACCAACCACACUGUGAUGACCAUGGGUUCGGACUUCCAAUAUGAGAAUGCCAACAUGUGGUUCAAGAACCUUGACAAGCUCAUCCAGCUGGUCAAUGCCCAGCAGCAGGCCAAUGGGAGCCGUGUCAAUGUUCUCUACUCCACUCCGGCCUGUUACCUCUGGGAGCUGAACAAGGCCAACCUCACCUGGUCGGUGAAACAGGAUGACUUCUUCCCCUAUGCCGAUGGCCCCCACAUGUUCUGGACUGGCUACUUCACCAGCCGGCCGGCCCUCAAACGCUACGAGCGCCUCAGCUAUAACUUCCUGCAGGUGUGCAACCAGCUGGAGGCAUUGGCAGGUCCAGCGGCCAACAUGGGACCCUAUGGCUCUGGAGACAGUGCACCCCUCAAUGAGGCAAUGGCUGUGCUCCAGCACCACGAUGCCGUCAGUGGGACCUCCAAGCAGCAUGUGGCCAAUGACUACGCUCGCCAGCUGGCCGCAGGCUGGGAGCCCUGUGAGACCACACAGGGGCUUGGAUCACCCAGGGUCGUGGCAGUGCAUCGUGGCUGGGUUUGGAGAAGGCCUGCUGUGACUCAUGCGCACCCCGAUCUCCCUCCCCAGUUCCAGGUGACCGUUUAUAACCCUUUGGGGCGGAAAGUAAAUUGGAUGGUGCGGCUCCCAGUCAGCAAACACAUUUUCCUUGUGAAGGAUCCCAGUGGUGCAGUUGUGCCCAGCGAUGUGGUGACAAUGCCCAGCUCAGAUGUACAGGAGCUGCUUUUCUCAGCCUCAGUGCCUGCCCUUGGCUUCAGCAUCUACUCAGUAACCCAGGUACCUGGCAGGAGCCCACGGGCUGACCGCCCUGAGCCCAGAUUCCAGAAGUCCUUAUCUUGGAUCAAGUCCUCAUCUCGGGUCAAGCCCUCGUCCCGUGUCUUGACCAUCCAAAAUGAGUACAUCUCGGCCAGCUUCGACCCUGACACGGGGCUCUUGGUGGAGAUGAAGAACCUGGAGCAGCACCUCCUGCUGCCUGUUCGCCAAGCCUUCUACUGGUACAACGCCAGUACAGGAAACAAUCUAAGCUCCCAGGCCUCAGGUGCCUACAUCUUCAGACCCAACCGACAGAAACCUCUGUUCAUCAGCCGUUGGGCUCAAACCCGCCUGGUGAAGACGGCCUUGGUGCAGGAGGUGCACCAGAACUUCUCAGCCUGGUGUUCCCAGGUGGUUCGCCUGUACCCGGGACAGCGGCACCUGGAGCUGGAGUGGACGGUGGGACCAAUACCCGUGGGUGAUGGCUGGGGGAAGGAAGUCAUCAGUCGUUUUGACACUGCGCUUGAGACAAAGGGACUCUUCUUCACCGACAGCAAUGGCCGGGAGAUCCUGGAGAGGAGGCGGGAUUAUCGUCCCACCUGGGAGCUGAACCAGACGGAGCCAGUGGCCGGAAACUACUAUCCAGUCAACACCCGAAUUUACAUUACGGAUGGGAACAUGCAGCUGACAGUGCUGACCGACCGCUCCCAGGGGGGCAGCAGCCUGAGCGAUGGCUCCAUAGAGCUCAUGGUGCACCGAAGGCUGCUGAGAGACGACGAUCGCGGAGUUGGGGAGCCACUGCUAGAGACAUCGGAGUCGGGGUUGUGGGUACGAGGGCGGCACCUCGUGCUGCUGGACAAGGCCCGGACCGCGGCCGUAGGGCACCGGUUGCAGGCGGAGAAGGAGCUCUUGGCCCCGCAGCUUGUGCUGGCCAGGGGCAGCGGCACCCCCUACCACUUGGAGGUCGCCCCGCGCAAGCAGGUGAGGGGUGGCGGGCCGGCAGAAAGAGAGGAGCUGGAGGAACUGCCGCCCAAUGUGCACCUGCUCACACUAGCCCGCUGGGGCCGGGAAAUGCUGCUGCUGCGCCUGGAGCACCAGUUCGCUCUAGGGGAGGACAUGGUCGGCAACCUGAGCUCUCCAGUUACCUUGGACUUGAGGGACCUGUUCUCUGCCUUCACCAUCACCGACCUUAAGGAGACCACGCUGGCUGCCAACCAGCUCCGGGCCAAGGCCUCCAGGCUCCAGUGGACACCAAAUACGGGCCCCACACUCAAGCCCUCUCCCUCCCGGCUGGACCCUGCCAGCAUCACACUGCAGCCCAUGGAAAUCCGCACCUUCCUGGCCUCUGUCCAAUGGGAAGAGGAAGGCUAGACCUGCUGGGGGCGCUGCCCCCUUUCCAGCUGAGCCCCCUCCUGCAGGGGACAGGCCAACUUCCCCUUCUCUUCUUGCUGCUGUUACACCAGUGAAAGCCAUUAAAAUGCCACUACCAAGCCUUG